This is a messenger RNA of Manis pentadactyla (Chinese pangolin), 763 nucleotides long. RefSeq names its product parathyroid hormone 2 (gene PTH2). The record is from RefSeq and is a predicted model, not a curated record. The transcript has 3 exons. Gene Ontology annotation, cellular component: extracellular region. NCBI's taxonomy places the organism in Eukaryota, Metazoa, Chordata, Mammalia, Pholidota, Manidae. The coding region runs from base 255 to 719 and encodes 154 amino acids. Gene Ontology annotation, biological process: neuropeptide signaling pathway.
GGGACGGGUCAGAGGGCGUGUCCAAAAAGGCUGAGGGCCUGGUGGAACAGAACCUCAGGCUGCAGUCUUAGGGGGCAGGUCGUGAAAGGUCAAGGUGGGUGUGACUAUCCAGGUGGGGCUGACCAAGUUGGGUCUGGAAGGGCGGGACCUAUACGUCACUGGCCGGAGUGGGAACAGGACUAGGUGAUGAAAAAGGGGGACUAGGUAAUGAACAGGGUACCUGGAGAGACGAGGUCUGGGCAGUGUGUUGCCUAAUGGGUGGGGACAGAAAGGAAAGUUGUGAAGGUGCAGGGGUGGGGCUUGGACCGUGCGUUUUCGGGGCGUGGCCUAGCGGGGGUGGGGCCGUGGAGAUCCCUGUUGCGGCGUCGGGGCCUGUGGCGUCCAGACCGGGCGUUGCGGGAGGUAACGGGCUUCAUCAGGUGAUGGAGGCCCGCCAGGCGCCCGGGGGCCCCCGAGCGUGGCUGCUGCUGAUGUUUUUGCUGCUUGCGCCUUGGGGCGCCCGCACGGCCUCGGGAGUCGCCCUGCCCCCCACGGGGGUCUUCAGCCUCCGCGCCCCCGGCCUGGCCUGGGCAGGGCCGGCCACCCCCCUGUCGCGGCGGAGCCUGGCGCUGGCGGACGACGCGGCCUUCCGGGAGCGCGCGCGGCUGCUGGCCGCCCUGGAGCGCCGCCACUGGCUGAACUCGUACAUGCACAAGCUGCUGGUGCUGGACGCGCGCUGAGCGCCCCGCCCGCCCCGCCCCAAUAAAGACCCUGCCCUGCGCUC